GUGUACCAUUCCCAAAGAAUUUCAUGUCAGUGGCAAAGACAAUUUUAAAGCGACUCUUCAGAGUUUAUGCUCAUAUCUAUCACCAGCACUUUGAUCCAGUGAUCCAGCUACAAGAAGAGGCACACCUCAACACUUCUUUCAAGCACUUUAUAUUUUUUGUUCAGGAAUUCAACCUUAUUGAUAGAAGAGAACUUGCACCUCUUCAAGAACUGAUUGAAAAACUCACCUCUAAGGACAGAUAAAAGGAAAAGGAUUUCUUGAAGUCACUUGUUUCUUUAAGCAAGCGUGUGGUAUUUGGAUUUUGUUCAUUUGGUUUUUAAAAAAAACAAAACAACCCCCUGAGCUGUUACUUCAAACAGCCAAAUCUACUUUCUCUGGUUUUAUUAGGGGAAAUCUUUUCUCUGUUAGUGACACGUGGUAAAUAGCUUUUUUUAAAAUUUUAUUUUUCAUCGUUGUUAUUCAGUAUGGAAUUUUAGCAGGUGCUGAGUGUUUAUAAGGGAAACAUGCUUGGUUGGGGGAUUGACUCUGCUGGUGGAUGGGUUCUGUAUUGUGUCAGUGGUAGCCCAUUCUUAUGAAGUCCCUAAAAGACUUGCUUACAUUCUUUAAGUGCCUUGGCAGACUCACUUUUGAGGUGCAAAGCACAUACAAUACUGAACAUUGCUGGAAACAGAAAAUACAAACUAACACCCAGGACACUUACUUGUUUUAGGAAAAAAAUAUAUAUGCUUACACUAAAAAAAAAA
Molecule: messenger RNA, 743 nt
Organism: Nestor notabilis (Kea)
Lineage: Eukaryota; Metazoa; Chordata; Aves; Psittaciformes; Psittacidae
Product: MOB kinase activator 1B-like
Exons: 2
Biological process (GO): hippo signaling; positive regulation of protein phosphorylation
Cellular component (GO): cytoplasm; nucleus
Molecular function (GO): protein kinase activator activity
Source: RefSeq, a predicted model, not a curated record